UGAUUGACAGGUCUCUACCAGAGACUUAUAAAACCACAUAAACACAAAUCAUUCAUGACUCCUACAGUUGGUGCAUCAAUGAUAUGAUCAGCUUUGUCUCUCUUAGCAUGUAAUCCAGAGGUUUUAACCUUGCAUUAAUCCCCCUCUUCCUCACCUUCCUCCUUCCGUUAGGGGAGCUAAGAGACCCAGCGGGAUGACCUCCACCCACGGGCGGACCCCCAUGUACGGCUCCCAGACCCCCAUGUACGGCACCGGAUCCAGAACGCCCAUGUAUGGCUCUCAGACGCCGGUACAAGAGGCUGGAAGUCGUACGCCUCACUACGGCUCUCAGACCCCAUUGCAUGAUGGGAGCAGGACGCCGGGUCAGAGCGGAGCCUGGGACCCCAGUAACCCCAACACACCUUCCAGGAACGAUGAGGAGUACGACUUCGGCUACGAUGACGAGCCCUCCCCGUCCCCUCAGGGCUACGGGGGGACCCCCAACCCCCAGACCCCCGGUUACCCAGAAGUCCCCUCUCCACAGGUCAACCCUCAGUACAACCCUCAGACGCCUGGCACACCUGCUAUGUACAACACAGAGCAGUAUUCUCCCUAUGCGGCCCCGUCCCCUCAGGGCUCCUACCAGCCCAGUCCCAGUCCUCAGAGCUACCACCAGGUGGCGCCCUCACCGGUCGGCUACCAGAACACACACUCCCCAGCCAGCUACCACCCGACACCUUCCCCCAUGGCUUACCAGGCCAGUCCUAGUCCCAGUCCGGUGGGCUACAGUCCCAUGACGCCCGGAGCGCCCUCUCCCGGAGGCUACAACCCUCACACCCCCGGCUCCAACAUCGAGCAGGGCGGCGGCGACUGGGUGACCCCCGACAUCCUGGUCCGGGUCAAGGACUCCUUCAUGGACCUGAUGGGGCAGACCGGGGUCAUCAGGAGCGUCACGGGAGCGAUGUGCUCGGUGUUCAUGCAGGAGUCUGAGAAGGUGGUGAGCAUCAGCAGCGACCACCUGGAGCCCAUCACGCCCACCAAGAACAACAAGGUGAAGGUGAUCCUGGGAGAGGACCGCGAGGCCACGGGGAUCCUGCUGAGUAUCGACGGAGACGACGGCAUCGUCCGCAUGGAGCUGGACGACCAGCUGAAGAUCCUCAACCUGAGGUUCCUGGGACGCCUGGAGCACUGAGAGGGAGGGGGGGGGACACUGAAAGGUCCUCACAGAGACACAUAAGUGAAGUGGGAACACAGAGACACACACCAGAGACUGUCGGCUGUGAUGUCGAAGGCCAAGACAAGCUGGGAAUUCACUUUUUAUUACUUAGGAGACAAACUACAAACUCUCUCACAGCAGAUUAGAUCCACAGUUAGUCUGUCUCUCUGUCUCUGUCUCUCUGUGUCUCUCUCUGUGUCCCUCUCUCGCUCUCUGUCUGUCUCUCUGUGU
Molecule: messenger RNA, 1426 nt
Organism: Anarrhichthys ocellatus (wolf-eel)
Lineage: Eukaryota; Metazoa; Chordata; Actinopteri; Perciformes; Anarhichadidae
Product: transcription elongation factor SPT5-like
Exons: 7
Coding region: 194-1171 (325 amino acids)
Biological process (GO): regulation of transcription by RNA polymerase II; transcription elongation by RNA polymerase II; regulation of DNA-templated transcription elongation
Cellular component (GO): DSIF complex
Molecular function (GO): mRNA binding; protein binding
Source: RefSeq, a predicted model, not a curated record